This is a messenger RNA of Malassezia sympodialis ATCC 42132, 1788 nucleotides long. RefSeq names its product triglyceride lipase (gene TGL2). The record is from RefSeq and is a predicted model, not a curated record. Lineage: Eukaryota; Fungi; Basidiomycota; Malasseziomycetes; Malasseziales; Malasseziaceae.
AUGGCCCCUGCACCCGGCGUGGCGAGGCGCGCGCGGCACGGGGGCGCCGCACGGGCUCGUGUGCGUGCGCUGUGGACGGGGUGGCGCACGAAGGCGAAAGAUGCGCCGCCGCCCGCGCGCGAGCGAAAGCGGCCGCACCCGUCGCCGGGCUCGCGCCUGGACGCGCUGAUGCGCCAUCCGCAGCUGCUCGACGCGCCGUGCGUCCCACGGCUGCCGAUCGUCCUGUGUCAUGGGCUGUACGGCUUUGACGUGCGCGGCCCGUUCCUGGGCCUCGAGUACCAGUACUGGUCGGCGACGCUCGAUGUCCUGCGCAAGAAGAUCGGCGCGACGGUGCUCGUGCACGGGGUGCCGCCGACGGGCUCGAUCGAGGAGCGCGCCGAGUCGCUGCACCGAUUCCUGUGCAGCCACCCCGAUGCGCGUGGGCAGCGCCUCAACUUUGUGGCGCACUCGAUGGGCGGCCUCGAUGCGCGGUACCUGUUCUCGCACAUCCGCCCGACCGAGUACACGCCGGCGAGUCUCACGACGCUCGGCACGCCGCACCGCGGGAGCCCGUUCAUGGACUGGUGCAACUCGAACAUUGGCGUGGGCCUCGAUCUGAUCGACAGCAUGAUGGACAGCGUCCAGCCGAACACGGUGCCGGACGACACGCCCGCGCGGCGGGCGCCCUACAGCCUCAAGGCGCCGCUGCUCGCGCGCAAGGAGACGCCGCAGACGUCGCGGCAGCGCCAUGCGCUCAGCUCGCUGAUGCGCGCGCUGCAGUCCGUGUCCAGCAGUGUCUCGAACUACAUCCUGUCCGUGCUGGAUCAGCCCGCGUAUGCGAUGCUGUCGACGCGGUACAUGACGCGCCUGUUUAAUCCGACGACGCCGAACCGGCCGGGCAUCCACUACUACAGCAUUGCGGCGCGUGCGCGCGACAUGUCGGUGCUGCACCCCCUGUGGCUGCCGAAGCUCAUCCUCGACAAGGCGGCGACGACCGGCUCGUGUGGCGCGGACACCGACGGCAGCCACGACGCGCGAGGCACGGCGGAGGGCGGGAACGACGGCCUCGUGAGUGUGCGCAGCGCGCAGUGGGGCGAGUUCCUCGGCGUCAUGGAGAACUGGGACCACUGGGACAUUCGCGGCCCCGGCGGCCCGCACCGCCUGCGUGUGACCGAGGAGACGUCGCAGGCGUGGUCGCUCAGCCGGCUGUGGUCCACGCUGCGUGACGCGUGGUCGGGCCAGCGCGCGGCGCCGGCGCCGGCGCCGCCCGAGCGCGCGUGGGACUGGCACGAGGCGGCGCUCAGCGAGUACGACGAGCGCUCGCAGGCGAGCCCGUCCGAGACGCCGCUGCCGCCGGCCGUGUACGCGCUCAGGACCCUGUACGAGAAGCAGCUGGACUCGUCCGAGGAGGCGGGCAUGGCCGAGCGCCUCGCGCGCUGGAUCUCGUCGCACCUGCCGACCGACGGCGCCGCGCCGGACGGCCGCGCGAGCGAGGCGCGCGCCGACGCGCCGAGGGAGCGCGAUUCCGAUACCUCGAUGCUGCUCGAGUACCUGACAGCGAAGCGCGCGCCGUCGUCGCUGUCGGACGACGGGGCCGAGGCGCCGGACGACCGCGGCACGGCCGGCGCGCAGGCGCCGUCGACCGAGACGCCCAAGCUGCUCACGCGUGCGGAGCGCCUCUCUACGGCGUUCAUCGAGCUGUUCCCGUAUAUGCUAUAUGCGGGCCAGGAGGCCAUGGCGCCCAAGGACGACACGUUCGUGCGGUUCUGGGCGGCCGUGUGUCGCCACCUGCAUGAGGAGGGUCUAUAG